GCAAUUCUACCUACGGUACAACAACCCAACAACCACCACCAUUCCAAAACCAGGAAAAGUUGUUGCCUGUGAAGGAUGCCUUCAGCCGCGAAUGGAAAGUCUGAAAAACCAGCUUCUUCGGAAGCUACGGAUAAUUCGCCAGUACGACAGAUUCUGACGAUUAUUGAACAUAAAAUCCGUAAUUUGGAGAAGCGAAAGAGUAAAUUGACGUCAUACAGAGACUUGCAAAAAGCAGGAAAAGAACUGAAUGCUGACCAGAGAGUUGCUGUUGCCAAGUACGAUGAAGUGUCUCAAACACUGGAGUUUGCACGGGACCUCGCCAAGCAAAUGGCUUCUAUUGCAGUAUCUGCAGAGAGGGAGGCCAAGAAACAAGCUAAGAGGGAUGCAUGGGUCCGGUAUGCUUCUGACACCAGCAAAAUCCGUGAGGUACUUCUAAUCAUGGACUGCCUGGUGCAGAUGGGUACUCCAGAGGUCCGUGAAGACUUCCUCAACGGAACAAAUGGUGCAGCUAAACUCACUGAGCAAGAUCUGAAAAUUUUGGAUGAGCUGUAUCCUGAAGUGACGCCUAAGCAUGAAGAGGGUGAGGCAGUGGAAGGCCAGCUCGGGUUCCAGGCGCAGGCGAGCAAGGCGGCCGAGCACCUGUACUCCAUCAUCGACGGCAAGCCCAAGGAGGUGCUCGGCACCACGUACGCACACAUCAAGCAGAUAGUGACCACCGUGCACGAGUGCGGGUACUUCGACAAGUCGGCGGCGCCCGAGCCCGAGCCGCAGCCGGAGCCCGAGCCGCCCAGCGAGGAGCCCGCGCCCGCCCCGCUGCCGCCCGCGCCGCAGCCAUACGCGCCCGCCGCCGCGCCGCCCGCCGCCGCCGUGCCGCCCCCCGCCUACCCGCUGCGCCCGCUGCCGCCCAUCACGCUGCAGGAGGUGGAGCACGCCUACUUCGCGCAGCAGUACCCGCCGCGCCCGCUGGCCGAGGUCAUCGGCUCGCAGAACUUCUUCUUCCUGCAGGAGUCUGAGCUGGACAGCCCCGCGGGCACGCCGCAGCCGGCGCCCGCGCUCGCCUCGCCCGGGCCCAUCCCCACGCAGACCUUCACCAACCAGCACUUCGUGGCCAUCGCCGCCCCCGCGCCGCCCGACGCCGCCGCGUUGCCGCUGCCGCAGCCGCACUUCGCGCCGCUCCCCGAGCACGCCGCCUACGCCGUGGCGCCCAUGCCCGCGCCGCUGCCGCCGCCUGCCGCCCCCGCGCCCGCGCCCGCCCCCGCGCCGCCAGCGGUUGGCAACAACAACCACCACGACGAGGAAUGGAAGGAGAACGAGAGCCCGGAGCGCGAGGACGGUGCCGAGCGCAGGACCCAGGGCCAGGGCGACGGACAGAGCCGCUACGGACAGAACCGGCGGUACGGCGGCGGCGGCGGGCGCGGCCGGGGAGCCCCCAACGGCUACCGCGGGCGCGGCGGCUACCAGGCCCGUCAGGGCGAGGGCUACCACCGCGAGCACCAGGGCGGCCGCGGCGGCAAGGACUACCAGCCGCGCCAGUACUCUGACAACUACCAGCCGCGCCACAAGGACGGCUACUCCAGCCGCGGGGACAACUACUACGGCAACGGCGACAGCGGCGCCAGCGAGACCAACGGCCGCGAGCGAUACGGAGACUCGUACCGCGAGGGCGGGUUCAAGAGCCGCGGCCGAGGCGGCCCCCGCGCGCCCCGCGCCGCCCCCCGCCCGCACUACCGCUCCGCCAAGCCGGAGCAGGCCGACUAGCGCCCGGUCCUGGCGCCCCUAUACCCCCCUGACAUACAUUAACAUGUUUCGGACCUGCCUCACAACUGUUAAGUGCGACUGCUUGACUUUUAAGAAUCGGUAUCUAGUGAAUUCAUUCAGCUACCCUGUUUGAGCCGAUCGGAAUCUCUCGAUAAACGCUCUGUGUGCUUAACUGGACAUUAAAUGUAAUUAUAAGAUGGGCACUACUAGUCUUGCUGAAAAAGAAAUAGUGAUAUCGCUCGUGAAUCAAAACAGUUGUGCUUCACUGUUAUGUCGUGAGUCCGAGACACCAAAUCAUUCGUGGAAGGCAAAUUUCACCGGCAACAACGCGCUGUGGUUACAAAACCGAGAGAUUAUGGUAUAAAAAAAAUAAAACAAAAAAUAAUAAAAAAAAAGUAAAAUUAUGAAACUUGAAACUGAAUAAAAAAUAAGUUACGUGGAUUUAGAUGUAUGAUAUAUGCAAUUUAUAAGUUAACUCUAGAUUGUUCUCGCUCGUGUCGGUUCGGCGGACGCCACGCCUCGUCUCGUCUCGUCUGCUCGAACCUUUUCUCAUAUCUAAACUUCGUUUAAGUAUUUCGAUUCCUUUUCGUUAAUACAUAUUUAUUUGUCUUAAGUGAUUUUAAAUAACGCAUUUUAUUUGAAAUGUUUACCGAUGUCGUUUUUAAAUAUUUUACAUUUGUAAUUAACCAUCGAGCCUGGUAAAUAUAGUAUUAAAAAUUGUUAUCGUAUUACGGCGUUAAGUAUUGCAUGUCGUUAUACAGAUAUAUUCAUAACUCUUCCGGGCUUUAAACAUCACACAUUACCCAUAUAUUGUUCUCAAUAGAGGCUGUGUGCAAGCAAAUUAAAAGUAUUCUAUGAUUACAA
Molecule: messenger RNA, 2622 nt
Organism: Plutella xylostella (diamondback moth)
Lineage: Eukaryota; Metazoa; Arthropoda; Insecta; Lepidoptera; Plutellidae
Gene: Capr
Product: caprin family member
Cellular component (GO): cytoplasm
Molecular function (GO): RNA binding
Source: RefSeq, a predicted model, not a curated record